AUGGAUAAAUUGGGAGGUGUAAAUGUCAGUACUGGAAACAGCUCUGUCGACAGGGAGUCCUUUUUCCAAUGGGGGGCCUAUCAUCAUCUGGAUUCCCAGGAACUCAGAGUGCUCAUUCCGGUGAUUUUAGGGGUCAUUUGUGUCCUGGGUUUUGCUGGAAACGUCACAGCCAUGGUGGUUCUUCUCUCCAAUGCCCGCAGGAGCAAACUCUCUCUCAUCAACUCUCUGAUCCUCAACCUGACCUUCGCUGAUGGUCUGGUGUUGGCAUUCACUGUCCCCUUCAAGGCUACCACGUUCUCUCGGGCCAGCUGGACACUGGGCUGGUUUGUGUGCAAGAGCUGUGACUGGUUCCUACACUCCUGCAUGGUGGCUAAGAGUUUUACGAUCGCCAUAAUGGCCAAAGCUUGCUACAGGUACGUGAGCAACCCCACGAAGCAGGUGAGCAUCCAUUACAAAACGGUCAUGGUCAUCCUGCUGUUUGCCUGGCUCCUGGCUUGUGUGCUCCCUAUCCCGCACUGGCUGUUCGCCACACUUCGUAUGGAGGGUGAUGUACUGGUGUGUGUCCAGGUUGUGCCACCCAGCGCUCAUAAUUUCAUGUCUGUGUACGCUAAGGCGUACCCUUUGGUGGCUUACUGUGGUCCGCUCAGCUUCGCACUCCUCUACUUUUGGAGGGCAUAUGGCAGGUGUCAGCGGAGAGGUAGCAAGACCCAGAAUCUGAGGACUCAGUUGCGCUCGCGGAAGCUGACCCUCAUGCUGCUCAGCUUGACCAUCACUAUGGCGACCAUGUGGCUGCCCCAGUGGGUGUACUGGGUUUGGACGCACCACAUCAUGGAGAAUGAGGGUCCUAUGCCACCCUUGCUCCUCUCCCUGUCAUCCCAGCUGCUCAUGUUCUCCAUCUCACUAGUGAACCCACUCGUCACCCUCUCCCUGUCAGAGGAGUUCCGUGAGAGCUACAAGGACCUGUGGAGGCGGCUCACCCUACGUAAGCCUCUGCCCAAGCCCAAGCAAGGUCCGCACACACCCACAGCCCAGAAGUCGCCCAGCCCCAGACCCGAGACUGCAGGUCACCCUCCAGUCCACUGGGCAGCACAUAGUGAGGAGUCGACGACGGACAGAGCCCCGGAACCAAGUGCUCCUGUCGCAGAGAGUCCCACCAACAAAGAUGGCAAUGUGCUGCCUGAUGUGGAGCAGUUCUGGCAUGAGCGUGAAACAGGUUCACUGACGGAGGUGAAUGACCCAGUGCCCUGGGAGCACCAGGACUUGAAUGAGGUGAAAAAAUAG
Molecule: messenger RNA, 1281 nt
Organism: Scleropages formosus (Asian bonytongue)
Lineage: Eukaryota; Metazoa; Chordata; Actinopteri; Osteoglossiformes; Osteoglossidae
Gene: gpr151
Product: G protein-coupled receptor 151
Exons: 1
Coding region: 1-1281 (426 amino acids)
Biological process (GO): G protein-coupled receptor signaling pathway
Cellular component (GO): plasma membrane
Molecular function (GO): G protein-coupled receptor activity
Source: RefSeq, a predicted model, not a curated record